AUGGCGGCGACGACCCACGCCGCCUCCAUGUCGUUCCUCCUAUCCCACCCCCAGUCGCGCUCCGCCACCCCAAGCCGCCACCUCCAGCUCCACCCGGCAGCCCGCCGCGUCCGCUGCUGCGCCACCGACGCCGCCGCCCCCGCGGUCACCACCAAGCACCGGCGCGCGGCGGAUGAGAACAUCCGCGAGGAGGCGGCGCGGCACCCGGCCCCAAAGCAGGGCCUCUCCGCGUGGUACGAGCCCUUCCCGCCGGCCCCGAACGGCGAUCCCAACGAGCGCUACUCCCUGGAUGAGAUCGUCUACCGCUCCAGCUCGGGCGGGCUCCUCGACGUGCGCCACGACAUGGAGGCGCUGGCCCGCUUCUCGGGCGCCUACUGGCGCGACCUCUUCGACUCCCGCGUCGGUCGCACCACCUGGCCCUACGGCUCCGGCGUCUGGUCCAAGAAGGAGUUCGUGCUCCCCGAGAUCGAGCCCGACCACAUCGUCUCCCUCUUCGAGGGCAACUCCAACCUCUUCUGGGCCGAGCGCCUCGGCUGCGACCACCUCGGCGGGAUGAACGACCUCUGGGUCAAGCACUGCGGCAUCUCCCACACGGGCUCCUUCAAGGACCUCGGCAUGACCGUACUCGUCAGCCAGGUCAACCGCCUCCGCCGCGCGCCGCUCUCGCGCCCCAUCGCCGGCGUCGGGUGCGCGUCCACGGGGGACACCUCCGCCGCGCUCUCCGCCUACUGCGCCGCCGCGGGGAUCCCGGCCAUUGUCUUCCUCCCUGCCAAUCGCAUCUCGCUGGAGCAGCUCAUCCAGCCCAUCGCCAACGGCGCCACCGUGCUCUCGCUCGACACCGACUUCGACGGAUGCAUGCGGCUCAUCAGGGAGGUGACUGCCGAGCUGCCUAUCUACCUUGCCAAUUCGCUCAAUUCCCUCCGGCUUGAGGGGCAGAAGACAGCGGCCAUUGAGAUACUGCAGCAGUUCGAUUGGGAGGUGCCGGAUUGGGUGAUUGUGCCGGGAGGCAAUCUGGGGAACAUAUAUGCCUUCUACAAGGGAUUCGAGAUGUGCCGUGUUCUUGGGCUUGUUGAUCGUGUGCCGCGGCUUGUCUGCGCUCAGGCGGCCAACGCAAACCCGCUCUACAGCUAUUACAAGUCAGGCUGGACCGAGUUCCAACCGCAGGUGGCCAGGCCGACAUUUGCAUCAGCGAUUCAGAUCGGUGACCCGGUGUCUGUCGACCGAGCUGUGGUCGCGCUCAAGGCAACGAAUGGCAUUGUUGAGGAGGCCACAGAGGAAGAGCUCAUGAACGCAAUGUCACUCGCUGACCGCACCGGGAUGUUUGCUUGCCCGCAUACUGGGGUUGCGCUCGCCGCCCUGUUCAAGCUCAGGGACCAGCGCAUCAUCGGGCCAAACGACCGCACAGUGGUUGUCAGCACAGCUCAUGGCCUGAAGUUCUCGCAGUCAAAGAUCAACUACCAUGACAGCAAGAUCGAGGACAUGGCUUGCAAGUACUCCAACCCGCCUGUGAGCGUGAAGGCUGACUUUGGUGCCGUCAUGGAUGUGCUGAAGAAGAGGCUGAAGGGUAAGCUCUGA
Molecule: messenger RNA, 1575 nt
Organism: Miscanthus lutarioriparius
Lineage: Eukaryota; Viridiplantae; Streptophyta; Magnoliopsida; Poales; Poaceae
Source: the annotation of a GenBank genome assembly